Messenger RNA from Closterium sp. Yama58-4, 228 nucleotides. The record is from the annotation of a GenBank genome assembly. NCBI's taxonomy places the organism in Eukaryota, Viridiplantae, Streptophyta, Zygnematophyceae, Desmidiales, Closteriaceae.
AUGUUUGGGCUCACAGCAUUACUCGAUGCCGCCACCACCACCACCACCACCACCACCACCACCACCACCACCACCACCACCACCACCACCACCUCCUGUUACUGCAUCUUUUCUAAUAGAUCAAAGAUCAUCAAGAUCACGGAUGAUGCUAUUCUUGCUCGAGUCACGCAGAGUCCAACUCUUGUUCUCACCGCAACAGCUGUCGCAAGUGAUGCAUAUUGUCCAUAG